GCUGCAGACACGGGACUCUUAUUUUGAAAAGCAGUGACCGGAAGUGAUGCUGAGGGCGAUCGGGAGCGAGCUGGAUGUUGAUGCGCAGCUCGUGAAGCUUUAGAUCAGAAAAACGUCUCAAAAUAUCAGAAAACCAGAAGAUCAACAGAACUAAAGAGGGCGCUGUGACCAUGCCUCCCUGUGCUGCUCUCUCAUUGGUCGGCCUGCUCCUGCUAACUCUGGUCUCCUCCGAGCCCGCCGACUCCUCCCUGGACGAUCUGACCAAUAGGAAUGCAGACUUCGGCGCGAGGCUGUACCGAGCCGUCUGCAGCCGGACCGACGACAACGUCUUCCUGUCAACGUUCACGCUGUCGGCCGCGCUGCUGGCGCUGCUCAGCGCCGCCAACGGGUCGACCCAGGAACAGCUGCUGCAGGGACUCACUCUCACCGGACUGGACCCGCAGACACUGCCAGAUCUGUUCCAGACUCUGAGUGCCGGCGUGCAGCAGGGCAGCGCCGCCAUGACCCUGAAGCAAGGCGUGGCCGUGUUUCCGGCACAAGGCGUCCAGGUGUCUCCGUCCUACCUGGACCUGCUGCAGACCAAGUUCGGCGGCAGCGUGAUGAAUGUGGCGUACGCGGCUCCGCCAGAGGCCGCCGAAGCCAUCAACCUGUGGGCGGAGGAGAUGACUGGAGACCAGGUCCAGGAACUGGUGCCCGACCCAGAGCCCCAGACCCAGCUGCUGCUCGCCACUGCUGCCGCAUACAACGUGAGGUUCAGUCCGUCCUUUAACGAGUCCUUGACUCAGGACGAGCGUUUCUACGUGGGAAAGUAUCACGUGGUCAUGGUUCCCAUGAUGUUCCGGGCUGAUAAGUACUUCCUGGCGUACGACCGCUCGCUGAAGGCCGGCGUGCUGAAGCUGCCGAUGGCGGGCGGAGCGGCCAUGUUGGUGGUGCUGCCGGACGAAGACGUGGACGUCACAGCAGUGGAAGAGGAAAUGACCGGAGAGAAGAUCCAGGCCUGGAUCAGACAGCUGAAGAAGACGAAGCUGGAGGUGCAGCUUCCUCGUUUCCUGUUGGAGCGUUCGUACUCUCUGCGGGACGUCCUGCAGACGCUCGGCAUCACUCAGGUGUUUCAGGACGACGCUGACAUCAGCAACAUGGGCGGAGCCGAAGGACUCAAACUCACACAGGUUCAUCACAAGUCUCGUGUGUCGGUGGCGGAGAAUGAUGACAUCACAGCGGGAGGCGGAGCCAGCGUGUUCUCCACUCUUCCCCCCCGCCUGACGGUCAACAGACCUUUCCUCUUCAUCGUGUACGAGGCGGCGAGCCGCUCCGUGCUGGCCAUGGGCCGCGUCAUCGACCCCUCCAGCAAAUAACACCAAGGGUUCCCAACCCGAGGCUCCGGACCCCCGACGGGCCGCGAGAUGAACCAAACGGGUCCCGAGACAGUUUCAAAUAUCUCAUCGCAAACUAACGCAUGGUUGUCCAUAGUUAACUCGCGGUUAAUGGCAUUCUUUAUCUGUUCUAAUAAAGUUCCUUUAGUUCUGUAUCGGUAACCCCCGGUUACUGCUGGUA
Sander lucioperca (pikeperch) is the source of this 1554-nucleotide messenger RNA. RefSeq names its product protein Z-dependent protease inhibitor-like. Lineage: Eukaryota; Metazoa; Chordata; Actinopteri; Perciformes; Percidae. Gene Ontology annotation, molecular function: serine-type endopeptidase inhibitor activity. Bases 171 to 1355 code for a protein of 394 amino acids. The record is from RefSeq and is a predicted model, not a curated record. Gene Ontology annotation, biological process: negative regulation of endopeptidase activity. The transcript is spliced from 6 exons.